Molecule: messenger RNA, 2253 nt
Organism: Lodderomyces orthopsilosis Co 90-125
Lineage: Eukaryota; Fungi; Ascomycota; Pichiomycetes; Serinales; Debaryomycetaceae
Gene: PET127
Product: Pet127p
Exons: 1
Coding region: 1-2253 (750 amino acids)
Biological process (GO): mitochondrial RNA 5'-end processing
Cellular component (GO): mitochondrial envelope; mitochondrion
Source: RefSeq, a predicted model, not a curated record
AUGAGACCAAUAAUCUGUACAUGGAAUAAAUUUAUCCACCUACGAUUUGUGUUGACUAUCAGGAAUGUUUCAAAUAGAACUACUGAAUUUUCGAAACGAGAUCUGAGUAGUAGUAGUAGUAGUAGUAGGAAGGAGUACAACUCGAAAGAUGGGACAGUUUCUAAAACUGUGAGAAAGGUUUGUCCCAGUACCAAAACUACAAAUCAUCAAACAGAUAAUGGUACUGUGCACAUACCCGAGAGGGGUACUCUCAACAGGGAAGGAAGUAAGGCUUCUUCAUUGAAUCUUGAUGAAUUGACAAUGGAAACUCCAUCUAAGGAACUGCAAACACUUGGAAUUACUGAUGGGGCUGAUAGUGUUUAUACAGAAAAAAUGUAUAAUUCAGAUAUACAAGACUUUGAGCUGGCUUUUGAGAAAAUGGACCGUCUUCAAAAGCCAAGUCCAAAAGGUCGAUCCUCCAAAAGGCGAUCGAGGUUGAAUGAUUCCCCCAAAGCCGAUUCGAAACUUGACUGCGAAUCUGGAACAACUCGUCUCACGUCAAAGAAUGUGAUCAAGAAGCCAUUGGAACAAUGCCUAGCACCAAAGAAAUCAGAUAUUCCACAAUUGGCUCACAAUUUGGAUCGAGUUUUAUUUUCCCCUGGUGUUCACUUUUUACAAGACCCCAGAACCCGUGUUUACAACUUUUCUCCUUUUUUGAAGAAUGUGAUACAUUACAAAGACUUUAAUUUUGAUGCUGCUGGUAGUUAUACACCGGUGGAUAAACAUAAAAAUUUGUUAGAGAAUGCUAAAAGGUUCAAAAAACAGUUCUACUCAAGUACUUCAUCAAUGACUUCAAUAUUGAGUAAAUUCUACAUGUUAUUAAACAACUACUCAUCAUCAAAAGUCGAAAGAUUUGGAGAGAUCCCAUUGAGUGGUGUAGCUACCAAACUACCUAGUAGUACAUUUGUUGAGCCAAAGGGCACAUUCAUUGAUCAGGGAAAAACAACAACAGUAUACUCCCUUCUGGCAGACAAGUCUUGUGACUCUGAAAUAUUGCUUAGUGCAAUGGGUAUUUGUAUGGAAACUUUGUUAACCAACCCAGAAAAUGAAUUUGUCAAGUAUAGAAAGGAUAACACGGAGGAAGCUCCACCAUCUCCAUUGAAUGCCUACAAUUAUGUAUCGUAUGGUAACUUUUUGAUGCGAUCUCAAUUGGACUGUUUUGACGAGAGAUUACCGGGUAAUGGAACUUUUGAUUUGAAAACUAGAGCAUCGACUAAUAUUAGGUACAAUUCACAUCACCCUAAUGUAGGUGAAACUGAUUAUCAAAUAUUUAAGUUAACUGGGCAAUAUGAAAGCUAUGAAAAGGAGUUUCGUGAUCUUAUCAAAACUGGGGCUUUACUUAAAUACUUGUUUCAGGCAAGAAUUGGUCAAAUGGAUGGGAUCUUUAUUGCAUACCAUAAUAUCAAUUCCAUAUUCGGGUUUCAGUAUUUGCCAUUGGAAGAGUUGGACAAGAUAUUCUACUCCCAUGCAGAUUUCAAUACUAUGGCUAUAGAUUCCAAUGAGGCAACAUUGGAGACAUGUUACGAAAUGGACAAAUUGCCAUCAUUGAUUGGAGAUACCCAAUUCAAAUUUUCAUUGGAAAUUUGGGAAACUUUGUUAAAGGAGCAUAUUAUCAAAGACUUUGAAGCUAGUGGUUUAAAAGAUACUGCAUUCAGGUUGAUCAUACAAACCUACAGACGACGUUAUGCUCGGGAUCAGCAAUUAAGGGUUUAUGCCAUUCCCGUGUCAACCAGUGAGAUUGAACAAUUUCAACUGUUUGGUAAUCGAUAUCCAACGGAUUUCAAGCAAGAUAUUACAGAGAAGCAGAGAUUGAUCAACACCAAAAAACAUGUCUCAGAACUACAAAAAUUCAACAACAUGUCCCUAAAAGGUAAAAAGCUAUUAUCAUAUAUUAUUUCCAUGGACAAUGGUUAUAUCGACGCAGACAAAACUUCGUACUAUAGCUUGCCACAUUAUUUGCCUAACUCAUGGCGUGUGCAAUAUUCUAUUAAACGAGUCAAAAAUUUAUCAAGAGAAGACUUUACCCAAGUGUUUGACUUGCCAAUCCAACAACUAAGUGAGCAAUUCCAACUGACAAAUAAAUCAAAGUCGAAGUUUAUGAAAAAGCUACAACUGUUGCAUCAAAAAUACGAAAAAAUAGGAGCAAUAAGAAAAAAGCAAUGGGAAUUGAAGGAAAAGACUACAAAUGUUUAUAGACCAAAGUAUCAUUUCUAA